Messenger RNA from Monoraphidium neglectum, 3531 nucleotides. RefSeq lists its product as hypothetical. Bases 1 to 3531 code for a protein of 1176 amino acids. Gene Ontology annotation, biological process: protein ubiquitination; negative regulation of gene expression via chromosomal CpG island methylation. Gene Ontology annotation, molecular function: metal ion binding; ubiquitin protein ligase activity; RNA binding. The transcript is spliced from 26 exons. The record is from RefSeq and is a predicted model, not a curated record. Lineage: Eukaryota; Viridiplantae; Chlorophyta; Chlorophyceae; Sphaeropleales; Selenastraceae.
AUGGACGAGAUGGAGAUGCGCAAGCGCAUCUUUGCCAUCAUGACCGACACGACGCUCACGGAGGCCGAAAAGGCCGUGAAGCGUCAGGAGCUCAUGUGCGGCAAGUGGAUGCAGCCAAAGGAGGCCAACAGCCAUGACUCCGGCCCUGGAGAUGCCGACAACAAGCGCAAGGGUAAGGUGGCGGAGACGAAGGAGGAGGAGGCUACGGUCCUGGAUGACGCUCUGAAAUGCGCCAUCUGCUUCAACCUGUGCGAGAGGCCGAUCACGGGACCCUGCCAGCACAACUUCUGCCUGGCCUGCUUCAAGCGCUGGUGUGCGCAGGGCAAGAAGACAUGCCCGACUUGCCGCACAGGAUUCUCCUCAAAGUUUGCGGAGAACCCCCGCAUCAACACCGUGCUUACCAUGGCAAUCCGCCUGGCCAAGCAGGGGGUGCGCAAGGAGUCCACCAAGAACUACGAGCGGAUCAACAACGCGGACAGGCCGGACGAGGCGUUCACCACGGACCGCGCGCAGCGCUCAGGGCGCGCCAACGCGGCAUCCGGGCGGAUCAUGGUGACUGUGCCCAACGACCACUUCGGGCCGAUCCUGCCUGAGCACGACCCCGAGAACGGCAAGGGUGUGGUGGUGGGCGACUGGUGGAAGGACCGACUGGACUGCCGCCAGUGGGGCGCCCACUUCCCGCACGUUGCGGGCAUCGCGGGGCAGUCAAACGUCGGCGCACAGUCGGUGGUGCUGAGCGGCGGCUACGAGGACGACCGCGACGAGGGCGAGUGGUUCCUCUACACCGGCAGCGGCGGCCGCGACCUGAGCGGCAACAAGCGCACCAACAAGGAGCAGUCGUUUGAUCAGGAGUUCACCCUGAUGAACGAGGCGCUGCGCAUCAGCUGCAUCAAGGGCUACCCCGUGCGGGUCGUGCGCAGCUUCAAGGAGAAGCGCUCCAACUACGCGCCGCCCACGGAGACGCCGGUGCGCUACGACGGGAUCUACCGCAUCCUGCGCUGCUGGCGCAAGAAGGGCAACCAGAACUACCUCAUGUGCAGGUACCUUUUUGUGCGCUGCGACAACAGCCCGGCGCCUUGGAGCGUCGAGGACGCGGGCGACGCGCUGCGCAUGGAGGUGCCCGCGGUGGCGCAAGAGGAGAUCGACAACGCCGUGGGCAAGGUGCACACGAUGGGCGACAGCCCCUCAUGGAACUACGAUCCGGUGACAUCAGAGUGGGCAUGGGCCAAGCCGCCGCCGCCGAGCCAGAAGAGCGGGGAGAGGGGCGACGCGGUCAAGAAGCUGCGCAAGAAGGUGUCGGAGCACGAGCGGCUGCUCAAGGACUUUGGCUGCGGCCUCUGCAAGAAGGUGCUCCACGAGCCGCUGUCCAUGCCCUGCGGCCACAACUUCUGCAAGGGCUGCCUCGACGCCCGCUUUGCCGGCACGGCCACCAGCGUGGUCGGCGGCUCGGGCUUCAAGACGCUCCGCGCGCGCAAGGUGCCCAAGCCGUGCCCCACCUGCAAGAUGGAAGUCGGGGACUUCCUCAGCGGCGCCGCCGUCAACAGGGAAAUGCAGCAGGUCAUCGAGAAGCUGAAGCAGGCGGCCGACGAGGCCCGCGCCGCCGCCGAGGAGAUGGCCAGCUCCAAGAAAGCGGAGGACGGCGGCGACGACGAGGCGGCCGCGGAGGACGAGGCGGGGGACGCGGGCGAGGACGGGCAGGAGGAGGAGGAGGGGCCCGACGGCGUGCCGGAGGAGGGGGAGGGCAGCGCGGGCCCGAGCACGUCCGCGCCGCCGGCCAAGCGGCAGCGCAAGGCGGCGCCGGCGGCGAAGAAGGGCGCGGGCGAGGCCGCGCCCGCGCCCGCGGCGGCCGAGGCCGAGGCCGAGGCCGAGCAGCCGUCCACCGCCAAGGCGGAGGCGCCACAGCAGCAGCCCGCCGCGCCCGCGCCCGAGCCGGCGCCCGCCGCGGCGCCCGCGGCGCCGUCCGAGCCCGUGCAGCGGUACGCGGUCGAGCUGGCGGCGCUGCAGGAGAGCUUCCCUGACUUUGACGCGGGCCUGAUCGUGGCGAUGCUGGAGGACCAGGGCGGCGACCAGGUGGAGGUCGCUGCUUACUUGAAGCGCAUGAAGAACCAGGCUUCGCACGGCAGCCGCCGCCCCAAGGCCUCCCCCGCAAAGGGCGGCGCCGCCAAGAAGGCGGCGGCCGGCAAGCGCGGCCGCGGCGGCGGAAAGAAGAAGGCAGCCGCCGCCGCGGAGCCUGAGAGCGAGGAGGAGCGGGGCGCGGAGGAGGAGCAGCAGCAGGGGGGCAAGGAGGCGCAGCAGCAGGAGCCCGAGCCGGCGGCGGCUGAGGGCGAGGACGGGGGUGAGGAGGAGGUGGCGACAAAGGAUGACGAGGACGAUUUUGAGCCGCCCAAGAAGAAGCGCGCGACCAAGGCAGCUAAGAGCAAGGCGAACGAUGCUCUGCUGGCGUGUGUGUAUGUGGUGCCCGGUGUGAACGUCCUGGAACUGGAGCUUGAGCAGCACAACGUAGGUGACACUGCCCAUGCGCCGGAGGCUAACAAUGAGGAGCAGGAGGAGGAGGAGGGCGUCGGCGCUGCGGCGUCCGACGCUGUGGCCAACCUGAGUGGCACAGGCGACGCCCCGUCGGGCGGGCAGCAAGUGGUGGCCAAGCUCCUCAUAUCCAACGCGGCGGCCGGCUCCGUCAUUGGCAAGGCGGGGCAGACGAUUGAGCAGAUACAGAAAAACUCGGGGGCGCGCGUGCAGCUUUCCAGGGCUGGCGAGUUUUACCCGAGCACCUCCGAGCGCGUGCUGCUGCUGUCCGGGCCGCUGCACUCUGUCCUCACGGCCAUAUUCCUCAUGCUGGAGAAGCUGCCGCGGGAGCCGACCAGCCCAGUAUCGCGCAGCGGCGGCAGCAGCGGCCGGGGGCGGGAGGACCAGGUCAAGAUGGCGGUUUCGCGGAAGCUGUGCGGUGCGGUGAUUGGCCAGAAGGGUCAGACCAUCCGCGACUUUAUGCAGGACAGCGGCGCGACCAUCCGGGUGCAGCCCCUGAGCGAGCUCACCCCCAGCGACAGCGAGCGCAUCAUCUCCGUGCUGGGCAGCCGCGACCGCGUGCUGCGCGCCGUCGCGCUCAUCCUCAACACGCUGUCGGCGGACGACAAGUUCAACGCCUACAUGGACCUGACGCUGCAGCUGGCCUCGACACAGGGCCUCAUCCCGGCGGUGCGCGCGAGCACCGGCAAGAGCACGCUGUCCAACGCGCGCGCUGUGCUGACCAUGGCGCUGCUGGACGAGGAUGUGGGCGCCAUCCUGGGCAAGAAGGGGCAGACGCUGACUCAGAUCCAGCAGAACGCCAAGGUGGCCAUCAAGAUUUCAGACCGCUCGAAAAUGGACCCCCACACCCACGAGCGCGAGGUCACCCUCAGCGGCAGCUAUGCCGGCAUCCAGCUGGCGUGCGCGAUGAUCAGCGAGAAGCUCUCGGCGAACAAGCCGCGCCUGAGCGGCACCAACGGCGACGGCGACGACGACGUGCUGCUUGACGAGCACGGCAUGUUCUUGUGA